Molecule: messenger RNA, 3061 nt
Organism: Pseudopipra pipra
Lineage: Eukaryota; Metazoa; Chordata; Aves; Passeriformes; Pipridae
Gene: FRK
Product: fyn related Src family tyrosine kinase
Exons: 8
Coding region: 1318-2904 (528 amino acids)
Biological process (GO): cell differentiation; cell surface receptor protein tyrosine kinase signaling pathway; innate immune response
Cellular component (GO): extrinsic component of cytoplasmic side of plasma membrane
Molecular function (GO): ATP binding; non-membrane spanning protein tyrosine kinase activity; signaling receptor binding
Source: RefSeq, a predicted model, not a curated record
AAAAAAAAAAAAAAAGAAAAGAAAAGAAAAUCACGGAAGUCAGGUUUUCUUAAUCACCAGGAAGCCAUAGAUCCAUGUGUGAGUUUUGAUUGACCUCAAUAAAUAGACUCUCAUCUGUAAGAGUUUACCUCUUACUGAAAUGCCACCACAAAAUGCAGACAGGCUAUCUGCUUAUUUCCUGUGCUUCUUGCUCCUGCUCCAAGCAUUGCAUGUCCUGCAGGCUGUGGUGAUUUCCAGCAGCUGUAAAGCUUGGCUUGCACUGCUGUGAUAUGGCAGCCAGCUCCUUAACCUGCUUUGCCAUAGCAGUAUCUAGACACCCGUGCUUGGUCUGUAUACCAGGUUAUAAGUGCUUUAGAAAUGGAAAUAUACUGGUCAAUGCAGUUUCAUUGGUUUACAUGGUGACUGGAAGACAGCCAUUAUUUCUAUAUGGGCUUGAUAUAAUUAGACAACCACCUAGAGCUAUUUUUUUGGCUGAUGUCUUUGUUUUCUUAAAAUGCAGAAUAAGGAAUGCAUUAAAAUGUACUGCUUUAUUACUGUAAGCUGUAUAUAUUUGUUUUUCCUUGUAAGAAGUGCCAAACCCAGCUGAAUAAAAAAAAAACCAAGGGGUUGUUGUAAAGGGCGGGCACUUGGUAGGGAAUGCACCCAGGUGUGAGUGAAGGCAGGAGCCACAAGUGCACUCCGGGUGAGGGCGUCUGCCAGUCUCAGGUGAGCAAAGGUUUCCCACUGCGAACUGAAACCAGCAGAAACCAGGAAACAAAAAGAAAUAUUCAGUUAAGCUGUCCACGUCAGAGACUACUGAGGAAACAGGCAGUUCAGCUUGGCUAAUGAUUACCAAGACAGACUUUGCCUACGUUAACUGCUGAUCAUAUGACCGGACCCCACCUGAGCUAAGAAAACACCCAUCCCAAGCAGUAGGAGUUGAGAAGCCUCCCUUGCUUAGAUGUUCUGACAUUACUGUUUUACUGUAGCAGAAGAGGCUCCACACUUUUCCAUUGUUCUCAGAGCUCAGCCCAGCACAGCCGUUGUGUUGCUUUCCUGUUCCAAAAAGGAAGUGAGAAAUUUCUUCCACGUGUGCGCUGGCACUUGAAUGCUCAGGUUUCACUCCCUAACUGGGAGCUGCCUGUAAUGAGCUCUCAGUGGGGUUUGGAGAGGAGCUUCCAGCUGUGCCAAGAGUUGUUUCAUUUUGUGCCAAAGGAGGAGGGGGAGAAGAAAUCUGCAAAAAGGUGAAAUGUUGAUGGUGGAAAAACUGGUCUAAGGGUCUUGCAGCUGGGAAAAGCAAAAGAAAAGCAGAAGCAGAGGAAGGAACAAGAAGCCAGGAUGGGAAACUUUUGCCAGAAGCACUGCCCCUGUUUGGAACCUUACAUCCCCUGCUUAUUCUUGGGGACAAAUGAUGAGCAGGAUGACAAAGUGGGCCAAGUCUUCGCCAACCUUGCUAUGGUAAGGCCUGACUUCCAAGCAGGACAGAAAGACCAAGAGCAUAAGAUAAAAGAGAAACCUUUACCUCCGCUGCCGGGCCAGCAUCUAGCGAACAUUUGCACCUUUGUGGCACUGUUUGACUACGACGCUCGCACUGAGGAGGACUUGAGCUUUCGAGCUGGGGAUAAGCUGGAAGUACUGAAUGCAUCCCAUGAGGGCUGGUGGUAUGCUAGGCUCCUCCUGUCAAUGGGGUCAGUCUGUCCUGGACGCAAGCUCGAGGGCUACAUCCCUGCUAACUACAUAGCUGCUGACCAGAGCAUUGAAGCUGAGCCAUGGUUCUUUGGCCCAAUCAAACGAGCAGAUGCUGAGAGACAACUGUCAUACCCUGGAAACCAGGCAGGAGCCUUCCUAAUCCGAGAAAGUGAAAGUCUAAAAGGGGAAUACUCACUCUCAGUUUUUGAUGGUGCAUCUGUGAAGCACUACAGGAUCAGAAAGCUGGAUGAAGGAGGCUUUUUUCUAAGCAGAAGGAAAACUUUCAAAACUCUGAAUGACUUGGUUGACUAUUAUAGCAAGAACAGUGAUGGCCUCUGCGUGUUGCUCGGAAAGCCAUGCCUAAAGGUUCAAAUUCCUGCUACUUUUGAUUUGUCAUAUAAAACUGUUGAUCAGUGGGAGAUAGACCGACAAUCUCUGAAGUUGGUGAAAAAAUUAGGGUCUGGUCAGUUUGGUGAGGUAUGGGAAGGACGGUGGAAUAAUACCACCCCCGUGGCAAUCAAAACAUUAAAACCAGGUUCAAUGGAUCCAAAAGACUUUCUGAGGGAAGCACAAAUAAUGAAGAACUUGAGACAUCCAAAGCUUAUACAGCUUUAUGCUGUCUGUACCUUGGAGGACCCAAUUUAUAUUAUUACUGAGCUGAUGAGAUUUGGAAGUCUUCUAGAAUACCUUCAAAAAGAUGGAGGCUCUCAAAUCUUCCUGACACAUCAAGUAGACAUGGCUACUCAGGUGGCUUCUGGGAUGGCAUACCUUGAAUCUCAGAACUAUAUCCAUCGGGAUCUGGCAGCCAGGAAUGUCCUUGUUGGUGAACACAAUGUUUACAAAGUGGCAGACUUUGGACUUGCAAGAGUUUUUAAGGUAGAAAAUGAAAAUGUAUAUGAAGCUAGGACUGAAACAAAACUACCAGUAAAAUGGACAGCCCCGGAGGCGAUUCGCUACAACAGAUUCAGUAUUAAAUCAGAUGUCUGGUCAUUUGGAAUACUUCUGUUUGAAAUAAUCACCUAUGGGAAGAUGCCUUAUGCUGGUAUGCCAGGACACCAGGUGAUCCAGCUGCUGGAUGAUGGGUACAGACUUCCUCAGCCAGAGACCUGCCCGGCACCGCUCUAUGAGAUGAUGUUGCAGUGCUGGAGCGCGGAGGUGGAUGGGCGGCCCACCUUCGAUGCCCUCAGCAAGCAGCUGGAGGGCUACUUUGACACUGAGUCCUAUUCCUAUGCCUAGGCACAGGCCAUGGUGAAAGGAACCCCUCAGUGGGCCCUGAAGGACAGGUGGUAGCCAAUAUAGAUGACAGAGGGCUGUUGAAUCAGCCUAACCUCAGGCUUCAAGGUUACUUGGGGGUACUGAGGAAUCCUGGUACAUUUUCAUGCCCACGCUGAUC